AGUAUUAUUUUAAAUCGCGAAAAGCCAUGAAGUUCUCCGUUUCCCUGUGCCUCCUGCUGGCCACCAGUGCAUUUGCUUUGAUGCCAAAGCAUCCUGCUGACCUGGCCAACAUGCUGACCCGCCAGCAGUUCGCCAUGCGCCACAUGAUGGCCGCUCCGGAGCCCCGGGACGAUGCCUCGGUCAACAAUUGCUUCAACAACUACCUGACGGAGCAGACCAAUGUGAUCAUGAACUACAACAAGGAGUACACCGGAUGCCUGAACACCGCCGAUGAGGAUCGCAACAAGCUCACCCAGGAGAGCGCUUCGGAGAGGGAGGAUCUCAUCGAGCGCACCAACAACAUGUGCACCAGCCUUACCGCAUGCGACACCCUGCGCGAUGGUCUAGACUUCUUCGAGUGCUACCGCGAUGCCUCCACCGACAGCUACAAGACCAUGUUCACACUGAACAGUGACUCCAAUCUGGACUUCAAUCGCAUCAAUGCCCAAUACAGCGUCAUCGAGACUGCUCUGACCACGUGCGUGGAUGAGGCUCGCGUGACCUAUGCCCACGAUAUGGAUUCCUGCGAUGAGAGCCUCACGGUUUGCCUGAACGGAGGCGAGGUUCCCACGGAUGCUCCUAAUACUGCUGUUCCCACCACAGAGCGUGCUCCCGAGGAGGAUCUGGACAGGUCUCUGCCUCUGGCCCAGAAGGGAAUCUGGAACCUGUUCAAGCGCUUUAUCUAAAUUCAAAAC
Drosophila serrata is the source of this 734-nucleotide messenger RNA. RefSeq names its product Mucin 55B (gene Muc55B). Lineage: Eukaryota; Metazoa; Arthropoda; Insecta; Diptera; Drosophilidae. The record is from RefSeq and is a predicted model, not a curated record.